CACACACCCACCAGGCCACCACCAGGUCACCAACCACGCACGCGCCUCCGCCUGCCCGCUCUCCCGCCAUGAAGCAGCUCCACAAGUCUUCCCCUACCCACGCGCCAUCGCCGGCGCACGCACCGGCUCCCAAGGCCGCCAAGACGGCGCGCCCAGGUCCGCGCUCCUGGAUCGGCUACGUCCUCCGCGAGCAGCGCCUCCUCUUCGUCCUGCUCGGUGCGCUCAUCGCCUCCACCUUCUUCCUCCUCCGGCCCUACCUCUCGCUCUCCCCGUCUUCCCACCUCCCCGACGCCCGCCCGCUCUUCUCCUUCGCCACCCGCUCCGGUGUUCCCGCCGGCUUCCGCCCGCCGCAGCGCCGCGUCGUCGUAACAGGCGGGGCAGGGUUCGUCGGCAGCCACCUCGUCGACCGGCUUCUGGAGCAGGGGGACAGCGUGAUCGUGGUCGACAACUUCUUCACCGGCAGGAAGGAGAACGUCGCGCACCACCUCCGGAACCCCAGGUUCGAGCUGCUCCGCCACGAUGUAGUCGAGCCAAUCCUCCUCGAGGUGGACCGGAUCUACCACCUCGCGUGCCCCGCGUCGCCUGUGCACUACAAGUACAACCCAAUCAAGACGAUCAAGACAAAUGUCAUGGGAACUUUGAAUAUGUUGGGUCUGGCGAAGCGAAUUGGUGCAAGGUUUUUGUUGACUAGCACAAGUGAAGUUUAUGGUGAUCCGCUUGAGCAUCCACAGAAGGAGUCAUACUGGGGGCACGUUAAUCCUAUAGGUGUUAGGAGCUGUUACGAUGAGGGGAAGAGAACAGCAGAGACUUUAACUAUGGACUAUCAUCGUGGUGGUGGUGUUGAGGUGCGUAUUGCCCGUAUUUUCAAUACAUAUGGUCCUCGUAUGUGCCUCGACGAUGGUCGUGUGGUCAGCAAUUUUGUUGCACAGGCACUGCGAAGGCAACCGAUGACAGUCUAUGGUGACGGAAAACAAACUCGAAGUUUCCAAUAUGUUGCUGAUCUGGUUGCUGGACUGAUGGCUCUAAUGGAGAGUGAUCAUAUUGGUCCUUUCAACUUGGGAAACCCAGGAGAGUUUACCAUGUUGGAGCUAGCACAGGUUGUGAAGGAAACAAUUGACCCAAUGGCAACCAUUGAAUUCAAACCCAACACAGCUGAUGAUCCCCAUAUGAGAAAGCCAGAUAUCACCAAGGCUAAGCAACUGCUACAUUGGGAGCCAAAGGUCUCUCUCAAAGAAGGCCUUCCGCUAAUGGUUCAAGAUUUCCGUCAAAGGAUCUCGGAUGAGUAAUCAAAGCAAUUCUUUUUUCCCCGAAUGUGCCAUGCACGUGUUUGUAAUCAGAGCAAUCGUAUGAUACUGGUCACCGGUUUGAUUCUGAACGAUGCUGCAACUACAGUCAGGAGCUCUUCACCAACUGGAGGCCUGGAGCCCUGUAGUACGAUGUACUGUGUACACAACAGACUGUAGAAUCACGCAGGCCCCAUUUGGAGUGUGGGGAUUCCAUAGUAUUUCUACGACAUAGUACUAUUUCUGUGAAAUAGCUGAAAAGUUCAUGGGUUCGUGUUGGUUUUUUUAUAUAUAUCUUGGUGAGGCAGAACAGAAGCAAUCAAUUGUUUUUUUUGUGCAUGUGUGAAAUUCCUGAAUUGUGGGUGGUGAGAGAUAGGAUACAAUGAUGUAUUUCAGGAGCUUUUGUAACACUUGAACAUUCAUCAUGUGAAAAAUGUAACUGAAUGUGUUGGCCAGCUCA
Molecule: messenger RNA, 1743 nt
Organism: Zea mays
Lineage: Eukaryota; Viridiplantae; Streptophyta; Magnoliopsida; Poales; Poaceae
Product: UDP-glucuronic acid decarboxylase 1
Exons: 7
Coding region: 69-1286 (405 amino acids)
Biological process (GO): D-xylose metabolic process
Cellular component (GO): cytoplasm
Molecular function (GO): UDP-glucuronate decarboxylase activity; NAD+ binding
Source: RefSeq, marked validated